AGAGAGAGAGGAGAGGAGCGGCGCUGUGAGUUGAAAGGCAUCGUAGAAGGAAGAACAUAACCGGUUCCAACUUUUCCGACACCAUCCCCACGUGUUAUAGAUGUUUUACAACAACCCCCAUUGAUCAGGAACAACUCAAGAACACCUCAAGAACAAGGAAGAACACCCACCAUAGCUAUGGAGUUUUUUUAAUUGGGUUUUGUGUUAAUUUUGGCUGCUUCAUGUCCAACAACAAGAACAGGGAAUUUGAGUUUGGAAAGUUCAAAAAAGUUUGGCCGAAAAAUCAAAAAAAGAUGGGCGGUUGACGGCGGAGGAGAUAGGUAGAGAGAGGGCGGGGACAUCGCCAUUUAAUAUCAACCGGUUUCCUUUCCCUAAUGCUGCUGUACACCUGGGCCUCAUUAUAUAUCCCUUUCCUUCAUUUCCCAGUUUCUAAUUUCUAAUUUCAGACCAACCCACCUCGUGUUUCGGGAUUCGGGGGCGGCGGAAGUGGCGGAGGGGGGCGGCGGAUUGGUGCCUUUUUCCCCCCUGUUCUGUUCUGUUCUGUUCUGUUCUUCCUUGGUUGUAGUGUAGUGGAUAGUGAAACGGAAAACGCGCAUUUACCCAAUGGAGUUCGGCACUGGCGGCGGCGGUGGUUGGGACAAUGAUUCCUCCUCCGACCCACGACGGAGUAGAAAACGCUACCAUCGUCACACCGCCAACCAGAUUCAGCGGCUCGAAGCAAUGUUCAAAGAGUGCCCUCAUCCGGAUGAGAAGCAGAGAUUACAGCUGAGCAGAGAGCUGGGUUUAGCUCCCCGACAGAUCAAAUUUUGGUUCCAAAACAGGAGGACCCAGAUGAAGGCUCAACAUGAAAGGGCAGAUAAUAGCGCACUUCGAGCAGAGAACGACAAGAUUCGUUGCGAGAACAUAGCCAUCAGAGAGGCACUCAAGAAUGUCAUCUGCCCCUCCUGCGGCGGCCCUCCCCUUCACGACGCUUACUUCGAUGAACACAAAUUAAGAAUGGAAAAUGCCCAUUUGAAAGAAGAGCUUGAUAGAGUGUCUAGCAUGGCGGCUAAGUACAUUGGGCGGCCAAUCUCUCAGCCAUCUCAUUUUUCUUCAUUAGAGCUAUCCAUGAGUAGUUUUGGUUCCCAUGAAAUGGGAUGUUCUUCUCUUGAUCUUGAUUUGCUUCCUGCAAGUUCUUCAAGUGUUCUUCCAAUUCAUGUCUCCAAUAUGGAUAAGACCCUGAUGAGUGAAGUUGCUACAAAUGCCAUGGGAGAGUUGCUAAGGCUUUGUCAAACUAAUGAACCAUUGUGGAUGAAAUCACGAAGCGAUGGACGGGAUGUUCUUGAUCUCGAAACGUAUGAACAGGCUUUUCCAAGAGCCAAUGUGCCAUUGGAGAAUCUCCAUUUUCGUACCGAAGUGUCUAGAGAUUCCGGGGUGGUGAUCGUGAAUAGUGCAACGUUGGUUGAUAUGUUUAUGGACUCGAACAAAUGGAGUGAGUUAUUUCCGACGAUUGUUUCGAGUGCAAGAACGAUUGAAGUUAUAUCGUCCGGGAUGUUGGGAAGUCAUCAUAAUGGCUCAUUGCAACUGAUGUACCUAGAAUUGCAGCUACUUUCCCCAUUGGUUCCGACUCGCCAUUUUUACAUUCUUAGAUAUAGUCAACAAAUCGAGCAGGGAACGUGGGCUGUAGUCGAUGUUUCGUAUAACGUCACCGGAGGAAGCCAAAUGGUUUCUCAUUCUCAAUGUCGUCGCUCUCCCUCGGGCUGCUUGAUCCAGGACAUGCCUAAUGGUUAUUCCAAGGUCACUUGGAUUGAGCAUGUGGAAGUGGAAGAUAAAGGCUCAACUCAUUGGCUUUUUAGAGAUCUUAUUCAUAGCGGAUUAGCCUUCGGUGCCGAACGGUGGCUCGCAACUCUUCAACGAACGUCUGAAAGAUUCGCCUGUUCAAUGGUUACUAGUAGUUCGAGUCAGGAUCUCGGCGGAGUAAUUCCAUCAUUAGAGGGAAGGAGAAGCAUGAUGAAACUAGCACAGCGGAUGGUGAACAAUUUCUGUGCUAGUAUCAGCACGUCUCAUGGUCACCGUUGGACGACUCUAUCUGGGACGGAUGAGGUCGGUGUUUAUGUCUCGGUUCAUAAAAGUAUGGAUCCUGGUCAGCGUAACGGCGUGGCUCUUAGUGCAGCUACAACCAUAUGGCUCCCUGUUCCUCCUCAAACCAUCUUUAACUUCUUUAAGAAUGACAGAACCAGAUCUCAGUGGGAUGUCCUGUCGGAUGGCAAUCCAGUUCAAGAGGUUGCUCAUAUCACCAACGGAUCCCAUCCAGGAAACUGCAUAUCUGUUCUUAGAGCUAUGAAUUCGACACAGAACAACAUGUUGAUACUCCAAGAGAGUUGCAUAGACUCAUCUGGAUCACUUGUUGUGUACUGCCCUGUGGAUUUACCAGCCAUGAAUCUUGCAAUGAGUGGGGAAGAUCCAUCAAACAUUCCUUUACUACCAUCAGGAUUCGCGAUUCUCCCGGACGGUCGACAGGAUCAAGGAGAGGGCGCAUCGAGCAGCUCGGACGUGCACAACCGGUCAGGUGGGUCGUUGGUGACGGUAGCGUUUCAGAUACUCGUAAGUAGCUUGCCAUCCGGGAAGCUGAAUUUGGAAUCAGUGACAACGGUUAAUAACCUCAUUAGUACCACUGUCCACCAAAUCAAAACAGCCUUAAAUUGUCAUAGCUCCUCCUGAGAAGUGGCAUAUUCAGCUGAACACUGUUAUGUUUUUUUUUUUUUUUUUUUUUUUUUUUUU
Cucurbita pepo subsp. pepo (vegetable marrow) is the source of this 2760-nucleotide messenger RNA. RefSeq names its product homeobox-leucine zipper protein HDG11. Gene Ontology annotation, biological process: regulation of DNA-templated transcription. NCBI's taxonomy places the organism in Eukaryota, Viridiplantae, Streptophyta, Magnoliopsida, Cucurbitales, Cucurbitaceae. The record is from RefSeq and is a predicted model, not a curated record. Gene Ontology annotation, molecular function: DNA binding; lipid binding; DNA-binding transcription factor activity, RNA polymerase II-specific.